Molecule: messenger RNA, 3715 nt
Organism: Cutaneotrichosporon oleaginosum
Lineage: Eukaryota; Fungi; Basidiomycota; Tremellomycetes; Trichosporonales; Trichosporonaceae
Biological process (GO): potassium ion transmembrane transport; stabilization of membrane potential
Cellular component (GO): plasma membrane
Molecular function (GO): potassium ion leak channel activity; outward rectifier potassium channel activity
Source: RefSeq, a predicted model, not a curated record
CUCCAUCACCCUCAUCAUCAUCCAUCACAACCACCCUCUUCAUCACAUCGCCCAUUCAACUAACUCUCUCAAUGCCGACUCUACUCUCGUACUCUUUCAACUAACCUGUCGCCGCUAUGAAAGAGAAGCCGGCCUCCAUCAAUCACAAUGACGUAGUCACUACUCCAACCAGUCCAGCCACUCCUGUUAGCGUCGUCCAGCCAGACAACGCCAGCACUAGGACCAUAACGGGCUCGACCACGCCCCGCUCAUGGGAGCUCUUCCAGCAGUUUAUCGAGUCUGUUCCCGUAACAACUGCAGACUUCCGCAACUUUGCGCGCUUUGCGCCCCUAGUGUCAGCCAUCCUUGCACCUGUCUCAACGCUCUUCGAUAUCCCAGCGCUGACACAACACUGGUUCUACGAUCAUGGCGAGCCGGUCAAAGACCCAAAAGCUUGCCUCGCUCUCUCCGGCAUCGGGCUCGCGUUCAACGUCGUUGGCAACGUCCUGCUUGUGCUCCGCUUUAGCUCCCCCCAUCGCCGUUCCAAAGCUGUCAGCUACUCGCUAUACUGCUGGGUCGCAAAGACUAUCAUCGCGAUUGUGAAUAUCGCCUACUUUGGCGCAUGGCGUAACAAGAAUCCCGAUUACACGUUCGACCAAGCCUUCUGGGCGGGUGUUGUUUCGGUCAUCAUCGCUGGCAUCAUCAGCACCUGCCUGUUCCUCCACUAUGUGUUCGCAUACAAGCACGAUCACGCUGAGAGCCCCAAGCUUCUCGUCACGGGCCGCAAGUUCAUGCUCUCCAUUACAGGUCUGUUCGUUCUCAUUGGCUUUCAGGCGCUUGCCUUCUCCCGUCUUGAAGGGUGGAAGUACUUUGACGGCAUCUACUUCUCCAUGCAGACGACGCUCACGGUUGGCUAUGGUGACCUCUCUCCGACGACGACAUGGGGCAAAAUCCUCUGCUUUCCCUUUGCCGUUCUCACCAUUGCCCAGCUCGCCAAUCAAGUUUCAAUCAUCAUCGACUUCAUCAAGGACCGCGCAACGACGCGCCGUGAUCAGUGGCGCAAGAGAUACUCGAUUGCAAUGCAUCGCGCCGCGCUUCAGGUCAAGCCGUAUGGAACCCUAAUCGACGAAAUCUGCCUCAUCCACCAGAUAGAGCUACAUCAACAGAGUCUCAUUCAACUGUACGACCUUAUUUGGUCCUUCAGCGGCCUAAUCGUCUUCUAUGUCGUCGGCGCGGCGUGCUUCAAUGCCAUGGAGUAUUGGGGCUAUGGUAAUGCCAUAUACGCCGUUGUCAUCCUGUCAACGUCGAUCGGCUUUGGGGAUUAUGCGCCUACCUCGGCUGGCGGCCGCGUCUUCUGGGUCAUAUACGCGCUCAUGUGUGUUCCGAUUAUUACGAGUUUUGCCACCAACACCGUCACUGGUAUUAUGUACACUAUCUCGGAGCACAAGUAUCAGCAAAGCGGGUUCCGGUUGGCCCGGGAUGAGGACCCCGAGGCGUUCGCGCCCCACUCGCACUUCAUUCUGAAGAACCAUGAGAAGUGGGACGGUGCGCGGAAGCGCUACCAGGCCAAACUCGCGCUGCGUAAAAAGGCCCUGUCGCAGGGCGUCGAGCUGUCGCGACAGCAGGAGCAGCUCAUCACCCGCCUUCUCCAGGAUCCCACUACCCAUGAUGUGGUUGUCGAGGCGCUCGGCGGCGUCGACAAGACCGAGCUGGAGAAGUAUCGUGACUUGAUAGGAGCGGACGCUCCCGAGAACAGCAGUGAAGGCACGCGCGUCAGCGAGUCGCCGCAGCCGACGCGGACGUCUGAAGGCAACGACGGUGGAAUGAAACCAGACGAAUCCGUCAAACCGAAGCUCCAGAUUGAUACCUUCACCGAUAAGGCCGGGCAUACCUCGGACACGGACGAUCUAAUGCCUGACAAGCCUGAAGCUGGGAUUGAGUUCAAACUCUGCAAGGCGCUUAUCGACCGCGUCUCGCACCUCGAAGCGCAGUCUCGUCAGAUGCUGGUGGACACGAUGGACGAGAAUCUGGCACGCACAGUGUUGCUCGCUGAUCGGAACCUGCAAGUCCGCGACGCUUUGCACCUCUAUGACUUUGGCAUUGACUUACAAGGCAAUUACAGAGCGGAGGCCGAGCGAGCGUGGAAAGAAGCCGUGGCCAAGCACGGGCUCGGCGAUGCGAGCACAGCAGAUCAGGACGACAUGCUCGCGCGUGUGAGACGAUACCGCGACACAUUUGCGGAGAUCCUCGUGCUCAGCAGUACGCUGCUGCAGCUGCAGGGUGACGACCUGAAACGAUUCGAGCGCUGGCGCACUGGCGACUUGCAUCACGCCGUUAAGGUUGGCAAGGCCGUCAAGGGCGCUAUCAAAGGUGUUAAGAAUCGCCCGCAGUAUAAGCAACACCGCAAGAAGCGUCUCCGCCAUCAUCGGCACAGGGAAGACCAUGCCUCGGAGAUCCUCUCCGAAUCGGAGGCCGAGAUCGAGCGCGACCUGUGCCCGCCAGGAGAAGCUGAGCCGCGGCACCAUCAUAGGCGGCGCCGACAAAAUUCAUCGUCCCCACGGCGCUCUACUACUCCUAUGUCGAACGGGGAGGCGCCCAAGCCGUCCUCGCCCACUAGAACACGCGCUCCGGAAGUACACGAGGGCGAACCUGGACCACACGAGAACGCAAGGGUCGCUCUGGGAUCAUCCAACCCUCACGAGCCGCACCCGCACGCCGAGCACAUGUGGCACACAGAGCCAUGCGAUGAGCCAGACGCAUCCCGUUCAUCGUCUCCAGAACCGACGUCAGCCCGACCCCCGCCCCGCCGUCUCACAUCUACACCUGUGACGCCUCCCCCCGAGCCUCGUUCCCCCUUCUCCGCGCACCCCGCGACCUCGCCCACGACGCACUGGCGGAAGCCGGGCAAGAAGGAGAAGCGCUUCGUGGACGUCAUGGCGCGCUCGGUGCUGAAAGCUGCAGACCGGGAGGCGACACAGGCGCGUGAGGGCUGGAUGGACUGGCUUGCCGACAAGGCUUACGACGUAAUAAGCGAUGCGGGGCAUCGCGUGCACGUGCGCCACCACCGGAGUGCGAGUGGCCGUAUGGGCUGGACUGUACGCGGCCAAUCGGAGGAGAGCGGUGGCGAGAGCGAAGGCAGAGGGCGGGACCCACGCCCGGCGGGCCAAAGUGCGGACCGUGAGCACGAGGGGAGGGACGAGCGCGAGGAGAAUGAGAGUGAGAGCGAGGAGGAAAGGCCGAGGAUGCGUGGCGGCGGCGAGCGCGAGCGCGCCGGUGGCGGAUCCGCCGCGUGGGUCGGCGGCGCAGGCGAAGGUGGAGGGGAGGAGAGUGCGCGCGUGCGCGCCAAAGAGAAGCGGAAGCGGCGGCUGGCGCAAGAGGCGCGACGGAGCGAGCGGCGGGACCGGGAGCGGGACGUGCGCGCAGACUCGUCGGAUGAGGAGCGGCAGAAGGAUAGUCAUGGACGGCAGCGCAUGACGCUGCGCGAGCAUGUCGCCGACGUCGUGCACGAGGCCAAGGAGCGGCACGCGGAGAACAAGUCCAUCAAGGCUGAGCAGGCGAUGCGGUACGAUGCGAUGCGUGCGCCGGACCCCAAUACUGUGCCGCUGCGGGAGGCCGUCGAGCCGCCCGUGACUGCUUCGUCCGUCGCCUGAGAUUAGCGGGUCGAUGGUUGCGCGGGUCGGUUGCAUGUUCGCUGCAAGACAUCGGUGGUAUCUGCGGUGAUUGGUAUAUGGUUAUA